Messenger RNA from Cladophialophora carrionii CBS 160.54, 2769 nucleotides. RefSeq lists its product as uncharacterized. The transcript has a single exon. The coding region runs from base 1 to 2769 and encodes 922 amino acids. The record is from RefSeq and is a predicted model, not a curated record. NCBI's taxonomy places the organism in Eukaryota, Fungi, Ascomycota, Eurotiomycetes, Chaetothyriales, Herpotrichiellaceae.
AUGACGAACGCACACGCCCAUCCGAUCCCUCCUGCGAUCCCCCAUGAUCUCUUCACGCAGGAAGUUCCUCCCUCGCCCACAUUGACAAAUCCCGACAUGAUAUUACCAUAUCAGCGACAUCUAGAAGCCAGCCCAACUCCGCGAGCUUCGUCGCCGACUUUACAUUCCUCUCCGCCUCCGCUACGGCCAGAUUCGGCUGUUUCGUUGGGCUCGUCCCCUCCGGAGCUUGAGCCUGCUAUCCAGCUGGGCAUUGCGACGACCGUUAGACUGCCGUCUCGCGUUGUUCCUCCCAUUAACACCAACUACUAUGGCUAUGAGCAUGGAGCGCCCCUGAGCGAUAUCGGGGAGGAAGAAACCCCAAGGUCGAGAAAGAGCCGAAGAACGGGUACCGCAACUCCAUCAGAUCCGCCAUCACCGACCCCGGCCGGACCUUCGGUGCGCGCGGCGCGAAGGUUGAGCGGUCGCUCCUCGUCAAGCAAUGGCUCUGACUUGGGCAACUGGGAGGACUUCGACUUCGACACCUCUAAGAUUAUGAAUGAAAGGUUGGCUGCGGAUGUAGCAAAGGUCGCAGAUGAAGAGGUGGACGAUGUCGAAAGCAAGAGAAACAGCACGGUCGUGACAAACGAGGAAGACGAAAUGGCUUUACUGAACGAACGAGCAGAGCGAAUCCUCGAGCACGCGAGGAAGAGACUCACCCAUAUGGAAGACAACUUGAGCAAAGCUCGUCACAGCAUUCUCCUGUCUUCGAGGUCUUCACCGAACAUGAACGAGCUGCAUCAGCCUGCUGGCGGGCUAUAUCGUUCAAUCUCCCUGGCAGGGGCGAGCCAGCGAAAGGCGAGACCGAUCCACCUUGUCAACAGAACAAAUUCAGUCGUACACGCUAGAGGCGGCAGCGACACGACGACAGGUGCCUCUGGGUUGAAGCGUCUUUCCAUGAUCCCCGAGGUUAGGUCUUCGAGUGCUCUUGAAUAUGGUCGCAGACAGGAGUCUCCACAGCAGCUUCACUCGCCACCAUCUACACGGCCAGCUGGUUUUUCGCCAGCCAGCAUCCGCAGCUUCAACUCACCUUUGCAGAUACUCAAAGAGGAAGAAAGUGCCCCAAGCACGACCAAAACUUCACCGGAGUCUUCUACUCCCCGAGGCCUCGGCAUCAAUACUUUGGCAACGGUGUCUAAAGAAGAUAUUUCAGUGAUUACGAGUAGUCCCACGACAGCUUUGGCGCGUUCCUCGUCAGUGAUGUCGAACCGUUCGACCAAAGAAAUCCGUGAGCAGAUGUCCACUCUCCAAGCCAAAAUCUCCGACUUGAAAGACAGAGCACAGGCCGACAGCAUGAGGAGAAAAAGCAUGCAAAGCAUCAGAACACCCAGUCCCUUUACGAGUGCUCAGGCGCCGGAGCAAUGGUAUACGAGUUCCCCCGAAUACAAAGAGGCUGGCAGUCCUAUCAACACGAACGCCGGCAUGGGUUGGAGCCCGUCCCGAUCGAGAAAGCCACUGGAGGUCCAUGUUACACCAAUCACGCCACAAGCCCAAACAUAUCUUAAUGUCGAUCUUUCGGCAACAAAGGAUUCCAGCUACCUGAGUGAAGCAAGGACCGACAAGAACACUCCCAGUCUCCACAAGUCCGUGCACGUGCAACCCGAGCCGCUCGAGAAACCGAAUUCUAUAAUUCUAGAGUCUGUCUACGAAGAUGCAGCGCAGGAAUUUGAGGAUGAUGACCCCAUUGCUGCUUCAGAAGAAGAGCAGAUCUAUCUAAAUGAGGUUCUGGAGGAGAGCCUGCAGGACCUCGAGCCCGACGUCCCGGAUAUUCCUGAACAUAUGCUAACCGCAGAGGGAGGGGCUGAGCGUCACGAAGACCGGCUAGACGCGUUUGAUUACGAGAACAUGUUCCUUCACAGCGCUCUGGGAAAUUAUGCGGGGGCCGGUACUAGAAGUGAAACUCCUAGCGACAGCGAUUGCAGCAGUGUGGCAACAACCAGGGUGAACCAACAUACCCCAACUGCGGAUGAGGAGGACGGUGAGACGCAGCUCGAUGAGGAAGCCGGUACAGACGAAGAAGCGGCGUCAACUCCGAUUCAAGAGACAUUCCGGAGACCAGGAACCCCUCCUGAGGUUGUCUCUGCUGACCCACCACCAAAGCCGUGGGCAAAGGCAGCCCGUAGCAAUAGCAUGGAUUCUCUGUCAACGGUCGCCACCUUCGCAACAGCUACAGAAGGAGCAGGUGCGGAGAUCGAGGACGGGAUGCCCUCUGAGAUCUUGGGCUGGGGUACUGGAAUUGGAUUUCCUCAGCCGCCAAUGAGCCCGAAGCGGGAAGCCACCUCUUCGGUAUGGCCGACACCGCCCUUGAGCGGACGCGCUCGGCAAACUCAGAUCAGAUCUCCGCGCAGCAUUCAGACGCAAGGGUCAAUCGUUUCGAAUGGCAUACCCACUCCUCCUGUCCAGUCGCCGAGCUCCUCCCUCGCUACGCCAAAACCGUUGAGCCAGCCUAAUGCACAAAGCGAGGUGGCUGUUGACCAUCCUGCGAAUACCGAGAUCCUGAUGGAGAGUCUGAUCAAGCUAGCAGACCCAGAGUUCAAGGUUGGCUUUGGACCGGGGUCGGUGUCUUUCUCCGCCGUGGACAAGGACCUUGUCCUCGACCUGCUGCGGGCGGUUGGAGGGGUUUGCAAUGAGAUCCUGAAGUCGGAAAGGAAGCAAGAGGUUCGUGCCGCAAAAGUGCUGAGGCGGCGACUGGACGAAUCACGCAAACUCUUGGAGGGGCGAGCCGACGAUUGA